This is a messenger RNA of Dendrobium catenatum, 948 nucleotides long. RefSeq lists its product as uncharacterized. Lineage: Eukaryota; Viridiplantae; Streptophyta; Magnoliopsida; Asparagales; Orchidaceae. The transcript is spliced from 3 exons. The coding region runs from base 1 to 948 and encodes 315 amino acids. The record is from RefSeq and is a predicted model, not a curated record.
AUGCGCAACGUCGACUCUCUAGCUCCCUUUCUUGGCAUUCAAACCAUUCAAACAACUUACGGAGUCCUUCAUCAAAAACAAUAUGCCAAACGAAUUCUGGAAUGCGCUGGCAUGCAAAAUUCAAAAUUCGUCUUUACCCCCAUCUCCUGCAAAACUGAUAAUUCAACCAGGUGCAGCACAGAUUUCUCCAACCCUCAACUAUAUCGUCACCUGAUCGGAUCACUUCAAUACCUUACUUUAACAUACCAUGUCAUUCAAUUCAUGGUGCAUCAACUAAGCCAAGACAUGCACGCUCCACUCAAUAGCAACUUCGACGCACUCAAAAGACUUCUUCGCUACAUUCAAGGUACAACUAAUAAUGGUAUUCCUUUGCACCGAGAUCAUUUAAACCUGCAAGGCUUUGUCGACGCCAAUUGGGCCAACAAUGCCCAAGACCAAAAAUCCAUUUCUAGAUACUACAACUUUUUAGGUAAAUCAUUAAUUUUCCGGCAAGUCAAAAAGCAGUCCACUGUGGCCCGAUCAUCCACAAAAUCCGAAUACAGAGCUCUGGCAACAGAAGCCUCUGAGGUCUUUUGGCUCUGCCGUCUUCUCGAGGACUUUCACAUUCCUCAACUAACUCAUACAAUUAUUUACUGCGAUAAUACAUUUGCCAUCGCCCUUGCCAAUAAUCCGGGCAUCUCCAAUCGAACACUAUUCGAACAUCGCAGUUUGCCCGAGCGUCCAAUCGAGGAGUUCUUGAAGAUAUAUGAAUUUUUUGCUCAUAAAGUCAUACGCGUACAACUCUACAUCAAAUCAAUGAGAAAUUAUUCUUUGCGGACAUCGAAUCGUUUGGAGGCGAAUCAGAAUAGGUCACGCCACCCGGUACACAGCUGCGAUAUACAGCAUAAGGGUGGCAUUGAGCAUUUUGAUUCGCCUCCGGACAACGGCAUCUGUAUCCGCAGGGAAUAA